Messenger RNA from Coturnix japonica (Japanese quail), 11539 nucleotides. It is a transcript of the gene BARX1, whose product is annotated as BARX homeobox 1. Gene Ontology annotation, molecular function: DNA binding; DNA-binding transcription factor activity, RNA polymerase II-specific. The record is from RefSeq and is a predicted model, not a curated record. NCBI's taxonomy places the organism in Eukaryota, Metazoa, Chordata, Aves, Galliformes, Phasianidae. Gene Ontology annotation, biological process: regulation of DNA-templated transcription.
AAUACAGUGUUUACAAAGAUGAUUUAGGCUUUCACUGCAAGCCUUUCAUUUGCAGCGCUUCUGCAGGCACAUCAGUGCACGGGACAAUGUCUCUCUUGUUCACAGUGAACAUCAGUGUUGUGGGAAGGGAACAAAAGACUGGAAGGGGUAAUCAGCAGAUGCAGUGAAACAAUGCUAUAACAAGAAAAAGUAGCUGGAGGGGGCUGCUCCUGAGGUUGGAGGAGUGCUCUGUGAGGGGUGGCAACGCCUACCAAAAAGACACUGAAAAGAUGCUGUUGCAGUGGGUGAAGGUGUGACCUGCUUUUUAUUAUAGUAAUCUGCUUUCAUCAUUCAUCUGUGUGUAACCUUCUAAAACAAAUUCUUAAGUACUUUCCAUUUUGUGAAGUCUGUGAGGGUCGAAGCUCUAUGCAACUCUAUAGCUGCAACUUAAUAUGAGCCACAGAAGGAAAUAACUUUUAAUAGGAUACCAUAGCAGCUGUAGGUUUGCAGGGAGCUAAUUGAAACCAUAUUCUCUUACCACUCUGCCUUGAGCGUUAGAAAGAAGUAUUUUAAGUGAGGUGUAGUUCAAUCUAGUGGUGAUUGGGGGAUGAUUAAAGCUUAUGAGUUUACAGUCUACAGCUUUUUGGUGGGUUUGUUAAUUUUUUUUGUUUGGCUUUAUAAGUCUUCAAUUGAAGGGGGUUUCCCAUGGCUUCCAAAUUAGCUUGGGUUGGUGGACCUACAAAAGAUAAAUGCCAUAAGCCUUGUGAUGCUAAGUGACAGCUCUCAGUCACCCCUGUACAAAUGUGAUCAGUUUCUUAAAACUCAGUGCCUGCUGAGAGACUCUGAGUAUAUGAAAGCAGCUCUUUGCUUCUAGAGUAGGUAUCUCGGGUUAGAAACAAUUACUAACUAACUAAUAGUUUUCUUUCGCUCUAAUGAAAACAAGUUUGCAUGGUGGAAUGGCAGCUUCCGAAGGGAAAUGUUGAAAGAGGAGGGAUUAAAGGAGUGAUUUGUAUUUUAUUUUCCCCUGGAAACAAGAACAAGGAGGAAUUACUUGUUAACAGAUCACCUGGGAUGGCUGAGGAACAGAGUUGAGUGAUGAGUCUGUGCUGGUUUUUAUUGCCAAAAGUGAAAAACCCAUCCCAGGGUUUGUGUAGGAAGGUGAGAAAGGAAGGCUGAGCUGCAGAUGUGAAGGCUUGUUAAUUGUCUUUGCGGCACUGAACAGAACCCAGAGACACUUCAGGAUUAGGCUUCGACAAAAGGAAUGGCAGAUAUUCAUAGGAAGAAUUCUCAUCUGGGAGAUUCUGAUAUAAGAAAAAGGCUUUUAGGAUAAAGGUGGUGAAGCACUGGCACAGGUUGCCCGGAGAGGUGAUGAGUACCUCAUCCCUGCAGACACCCAAGAUCAGACUGCUCGUGUUCUGAGCAUCUGAUGGAGCUGUAGGUGCCCCUGUUCAGUGCAGGAGAGUUGGAUCAGAUGGCCUUUAGGAAUACCUUCCAACUCAAAUGAUUCUAUGAUUCUAUGUAUCCAUUGGUACUCCUGGAGCUGGGUAUGCAGAGGGCAGGGGCAGCUCUCAGAUAGGUAUGGAAGUGCUGCUGGAGAGCUGUAUUUUAAAGCAGGUUUGCUUUGUCUGUGGUCUCACUGCCCCAUUCCAUGAAAGUUGUGUCAAUACAAACAGAGCUGCAAGCCUUGUUUCCAGAGCUUGAACUGACAGCCAAGUACAGUUGUGCAGGAAGGGCUCAGCCACUUGUUUCCUAGAGCACAGGGAGAUGGGCUGCUUCAUCACUGCCAACCAUUCUGCAAGCAACCCUUCUGAUUCCAUGCAUUUCUUUGUUGGUUUUUGUUUUUUUUUCCUUUAUAAAAAUUAGAGUCCUUCAGGGCUGAAGGAAACCACAUUUGAUUUGGGGAUAUAAUACAGGCAGUAUAAAGAAGGGUUUUUUUUUUUUAUAAAGAAAUCAGCAGAUUUUUGGAGGUUAUUUGCUCAGCUCUACUAUUAACGUGGUGUCGUUUGCCAGACUGUGAUCAAAACCACUUGGCAGGAGAGACUUUGUCAGGAGGGUGAGCCAGUGGAGUGGAGCUGUCAUCUAAAUACGUCCAGAAAAACCGUUCUCUUGGCAUAGAAAACAGACUGUUUACAGAAAAAAUAAACAUGCCCUCUAAAAUUAUGUUUCUUCUCUGUAAAAUCAUGGAAGGUCACCAGACUGUGACCCUACAGAAGGAGCGUAACACUUUAUGAGACUUCUGUCAAAGCACGUGAUAAAAAAUAAAUACACUGUAAUAAAGAAGUGUCAGUCUGAUGGCUGAGAUGUGCCUUCCUAACGCGUUCUGUCUCCCUGCUGUAAGAUGUGCUGUGCGUGCUGCUAGGCAAAGGAAGCCCAUCUGGAGGGGAUAUCAAAUCCAUCCAUUUUCUUGACGUAUCAGUUGAUGUAAUUAACUUUUGUUUCAUCUCCCGAGUAAGCCUCAUAAACACUAAAAUGUGUCAAAGUAAAAUAUAAUUUAUUGAAGGGCGUGAUUUCUAGAAGUCCUUAUGAUGUAUCAGCUGCUGGAUAGAGCCCCAGAUGCUGAAUAUCCACAAGGAACAAGAUCUGGCCAGACCUUGGUUGUUCUCUGAGUGGUGCCAAUAGAUAGAUGAGAUAGAGCUGAGAGCUGUGGGAGCCACCUCUGCCUGCUGCUUUGUGUUGGGGCAGUAGGAGCACCUCCUCUUUGCUGCUCAGAAUUUCCAGGUGUAUUCUUUAUAAUGGUUCCUUUUUCCUCCUCUGCAAGGCUGUUUGUUGAAAUUCUGCUGUGUAAACUCCUGGCAUGGGAGCAAGAAAUGUCAUUCAUGAGAGCCCAGGUAAGCCAGCAUUGAGGCUUAGCCUGCCCUGAGCUCCCUGCUGUCACAGCUGUGUUGGUGUCUGGUCAGCCUAGGUGAAACAAACACCCCACACCACCACAAUCAGGAAGUUGUAGCUCUGUUUUUGAGGGCCAUGCAGAUAUGUCAUCAGUGCUGCUGGGAUACCUUUGGGUUUUCUGAAUGUACACAACCACAUUACUCAGUGUAACCCUUUCUCAGCAGUUCGGAGGUGAAAAAGGACUUCCUCGCUGCCACCCUCAGUCUCACAUACAGUGCUAAACCUGUCAGAUGGCCCUGCUGGCAACUCCACCACUACUAUUAUACCCGUGAAUUGCAUAGGAUAUAUUGAACGUUCUAAAACCUGAGCUAUCAGCUUGCUGAGGAUGAGUAUGCAAGUGUUCAGCCUUGGGUUUAGCACACCCUGCCAACCCACUGAAGUUUUAUGUUAAUCAAGAAAAAGAGAAAGUCUUCCAUUUGGUGGUAGUUUAAAUUCUGCUUGGUUAUAACUCACAGCCCCAAAGCAUAAGAAUUAAGUUUAAUAGUUCAUAAAUUACACAGCAUGCAGCACAUACUGUUGUAAUCUGCACAUACUCCAUACAAAGUAUUAACACCGAUGUCUAAACAAAAAUUCAAAGUCACUGUAGGCAAUCUUAAACCUCAGCUGUACAGUUUUCCUGAACUAUUUUGGCUGUAGACAUGACUUUUCACCCCUCUACCCCCAUAUGGUAUUAAUUCAAUUGUUUUAUAUGUUAUACAUGCGUAAGAACUAGAAGGGAUUUCCUCCAACAACAAACACUGAGGAUAAAAAGGUUGGUGUUUAUAAAAACGUCAAACUGAAAAGCUCUUCCAUAGCUCGCUGGAGGACGGCUAUCCUUUAAAACUCAAAGGCCGAUCAUUCGGAGAGGAAAGCUGGAAGCUGAUGCCCAUUUCUCACUCAUUGGGACUCUCAGCAGCAAGCGGGCAGAGAGGAGGCUGAGGGAACUUGGGCUUGGUUAAAAAGAUCAGGAAGCAGCUGAUUUGGUUCCCAGGGGUGUGGGUUUUGAUCACCUCUGUUUGCUUUUUGCUUAGGAACUCAGCAUGAAUGGAAGGAGAAGAAGCUCUGAGGACAGUUGGCACUGUGCUGCAAGGUGUUGGAAGGGAAACCCUUCCUUGCAGCUGGAGUGGUGCUGUCCCACAGGAGGGCUGGCAGGGUGACAAAUGAGGGGUCAGGAGAAGACAAGGGACCAUCAUCAUGGGUCUGUGCCAUUUGCCUGCAGGCACAGGGCUGUGCUUGGCCAAGGGCAGGCUGGGAGAACUUUUGGAGUCCUUGGGCCCAAUCCUAACAGUGCUGAUCAGCUUCCUUGCUUGGAAUCAAAUUAAGUAUCAGCAGAGAGCAUGGCUGGAACGUAUGGUGUGGAUUUGGGAAAAGGGGAGCAUGCAGGAGUUUUGUAGGCUUGAGAAACUGCUGUCUCAGUUUGGUGUGUGAGCACGCUGAGAAUGCCUCUGGGAUGGGCUGAGAUCUCAAAGAGCCUUAAGAGGCAGGAGUAGGAGUGAGGACCAAAACGGCAGAUGGGAGGUGAGGGAGAGAAGCUGGAAAGAGCGUGCUGCUUUAAUACGGCUUGGAGCUUCAGCAGGAAGCAGCUGGUGAGCUGGUGUGCAGGAAAAGGAAGCAGCAUCAUGGGGUUGCAUUGCUGUGUGCUCUCUGGUUCGUCUGUGGCAUCUCUGAGAUUAAACGGGAGGAUCUCAGAACAUUGCUGCAGACGGUCUGCUUGUCCCAAUAACCCAUCAGUCUGAUGCACAGAGGCAUUUCUAUUGCCACUGACGUUCUUUGAAACAACGAUCCUCAUUGAUUCAUAGAAUCAUAGAAUCACAAAAUUAAUUAGGAUCGCUACGCUCUCAGCUUUUGGAUCUUCUUCCAUUUUUGGAACCAAAAUGAUGAAAACUGCUGGAAAGAUUCGAAUGAGGCGGUCACACACUGCCGUGCUGCUCUUUCCGGAGUGAUGCACCGGGGGAUGCUGUCGUUGCGGCGGGGGUGGCCCGGCAGAGGGCACCAGCGGCCCGAGAUCCGCCGGCCCAGAUCCACGGACCCGACCCUCAGCCCCCCCAGCCCCAGCGCCGGCCCCGUCACCGGGAGCCGCGAUGCUGCGUGGGCCCCCGGCCCUGCGAAAUGAGAGGGAGGCGAAGGGAAGAAGCUGGCGGACAAAGCCUAGAACUGCGUUAAGCAGACCCAUCUGUGGCUCAGAUCUCUAUCGGGUCCGUGGAAUUUGGUCCAAAAAAUUUGGAAGUGUCAUAAUAUAUGUACAGAAAAGCAAAACUGUUUAAACUUCUUAAGCGGUCAUGGCCAUAUAUGGGUUUAUGGUUCUGUUCUGGAUGUGGUAAGUAGAAAUGUGCCGUAUCGACAGUCAGGCAGACAGGGCAGAAGUCAGCUCUCGUUUGACCUGAGGUGAUGGCACUGUGCUGAUGCAGGUGGUGUUUGCCCUCACAGAAAGCAGACCAGGAGCUGCCUGCCUUCCCUGUAGUGCUGCGACAACAUCAGCAGGUACCAAACAGGUGUUUGGAAGGUGUGAGCAUCACCCUUGGUGGGUUCCCAGGACAGGGGUUUGUUGGUGUCCUCAGUGCAAGCUGGGAGGUCACCAGGUGUGGGACCUCCACUGGGGGCACAGCUGCUUGAGUACCCACUAAAGCAAGCAAGGUGAAAGCAGCCUUCAUGUCAUCACACCACUCCAUGACCAGUGUAGGGCAAAAACCUUAAAGAAGGUUUUAGGGGGAUCUCUCCUGCCAGGGUGUGAGGCACAAGGGAGGCACAGGGCCUUGUGCCCAAGCCCUGCUCCCUUAUGACAAUGACUCCUAUGGGAAAAGUUUCAUUUUUAAGCAUCCACUGAAUCUCAGCCAAACUACAGAGAUUAAAGCAGAUAUAGGCUCUUAGGAAUGUAAACAGCAUACAGGAAAUUCUAAUCCACAAGGCAUAAUUUUAUUCCAAAAACAUGAUUCCAUCCCAAGAUGAUAAAUCAGCCUCACCUUCUGUGUGUGCUGUGCCUGGGAUCCUCAGUUCCCAUCUCCUUCUGCUGGUGAAGCUCCCCAUAGAUGCUGGCCAUGCCCUGGGCUGGUGGUGGCCUCAGAGGCUGCCUGGGGCUUUGGGCAUCAGUCACACUGCUUAGUGCCCAGCUUGGCACCACCAAGCCCACCCUUCAGGGACCACUUGUGGGGCUUUGGACACCCGGGUGUUCAGUUUGGGAACUUUUCUUUAAGCAUUUCUCAUUGGUGUGAUUUUCUUUAGUGCUCAGUGGGUGCACUCUGCAGCCUGUUUGGUUCCAUGGGGGUAGGGAGAGAAUCUGCCCCUGCUCUGCUGGGAGGGUGCUUUGGUGGAUCUGUACCACAGAUUAAAAUAAGAUUUGCAUUGAAAUGCAAAGGCAGAAAAAUAAGCUAACAGAAAAGAGCCAAAACCUCUACUAAAUUGUUUCAUAUCAUGUGCCUGUUAUAGAGAGCUUUGCUAUUUAAUUGGCUCUUAACAAGGUUUUUAACUGGCUGUAGUGGCGCUUGGGAGAGUCUGGCAAGUCAGCUUUAAUAUGAUUGUAAUAUGUAUAAAACAUGGUGUUAUUGAAGAAAUUAAGAGUUUCAAUUAGCCAUUAUUGUGUUAAAUGCCUGCAGCACCUCCCCGCUGCUCCAUAAAGACACAGCCAGGUGGAACCAACAGACCAACGCUGCUGAAAACCCACAGAAUGUGGGGUUUGCUCUGUUUCUUCGUUUUGCUGUUAAAAACUGGAGGGCCUGCUCUGCAUAGAUGUCAUCAUUAACUUAAUUCUGUGAACUGUAAACUGUCCUAUUCCAGUCAGUGAGCAGGGCACGCAGUGAGCUGCCUGAGCACACCUCUUCGUAGCAUAGGGGAUGAUGUGACAUCGGGAAGGGCAUCUCUAAUUGGCCGGCAGAUGUGGGGUUUGCUAGAAUUGAACACUGGGGCCAUAAGGACAGUUCCUUGCUUUCUGAUUAGGACUUUUUUUUACUGUCUAGAAAUAGGUGGUACAGCCAUAGCUGUGGUUUCAGACAGGCUGUAAUUACUGACCGGGUGCACCCACCUGUGGCUCACGGUGUGUUUAUGCCCGGCCAUUGCAGUGCACACUCACUGCCUGCAGCUCUGUGCCCAUACGUGGCUGUGGCAGUGCUGUGUGUGGCACAGCCAUCCCAAAGCCCCACACUGAAGGAUUUCUGCUCGUGUUCUCCAUCAUAUCACCGAGGGGCUCGGCGGCAUUUCCCAGUAUUGGAGCUGUGCAUCAAAGCCACGCGUUGUUUUCGUGUGUGACAGGUGAUCCGGCUGCUUAAGGCUGUACCAGCCCCAUGUCAGCACCGUGACAGCAUCGGCAUGGACAGUGCCUAGAACUGCUCCUCUGCGAGGAUCCCGGGCAGGGAAGUGCAGGAGGCUGCCCCGAGCAAUGCAGAUGAUUCUGCUAUUUCUUUUGGUUGUCUGGUUUUCUUGGGUUUGAUAGCGGCUCCAGGUGGAUAAGGGAGAAAGAUAGCACUGUCAGCAAGGGAAAACGUAACGGCGGCCCUCUGACAGCCGUGACACGGAGCCCACGGAGCCCCGUGUCAGCCCGGAGGUCGGUGCGAGGAGGGGGCAGUGCCUGGAAGCGCUGUCUCAGCCCUAACGCUGCCUCCGCCGGCUCUCGCGGUGGGUUUGUUCUUCCGAGCAUUGCUCCCCUCCCCUGUGAAGGAGGGCAAAGGAAAACUAAAAACAAAACAAACAAACAAAAAAAACCAACCACAAAACAAUGGAAAACAACGCUAAAACUAAAAACAGAACUCCGCGCUUUUAAAGAUAUUAUUUAAAAAGGGAAAGAAGGGGGGGAAGAAAAGAAAGAAAAAAAAAGAAAGGAAGAAAGAAAAAGAAAAGAGUGGGACUCGCUGUUUUAAGUCAGCCUUUUUCCUACUCACUGUGCGCGUUCCGCAGCACGGCGGUGGCACGGAGGGCAGCUCCCGGUACAGGCACAAAUCCCGACAGCGGCGGCUCUGGGGAUGGUUUCCGUCCGUUUGGAGGAACGAGGUCCGGGGGCGGCGGGGCGGGGACGUGUCUCGAUGCUGGGGCACAGAGCUCCGCACCUUCUGCCCGGAGCUGUAAGGAGGGAAGGGCCGAGCAACGUGGCCUCGGGCAUCGCUUUGGGGUCCGCGUGUCAGCGCUGAGAUCCCCGCGGCAGCGAGCGCAGAGCGCUGCUCGGAUGGAGCCGCUCCGUCACCCUCCUGCCCAGCGUGAUGUCACGGCUUCCACUCUUCCCACCGCUCUGCGGAUUUCCUGGACGCCGAGUGGCAGCAGAAGGCAGCGCCGGGGCCCGCAGAGCUCCGAGGCUGCCCCGAAGCCGUAGGGACGGGGACGGUGGUGCGGGGCUGUGCGGGGGAGGAGCGGGACGGUGGGGUCAAUCUAUCUCUAUCUCUAUCUCUAUCUCUAUCUAUCUCUAUCUCUAUCUCUAUCUCUAUCUCUAUCUCUAUCUCUAUCUCUAUCUCUCUAUCAUGGCCAUAUCUGUAACUACAUCUAUAUAUCUACGUCCGUAUCCAUAUCCAUAUCCAUAUCCAAUCUCUAAUCUCUUUAUCAAUCAAUCUCUCUCCAUAUAUAUCUGAUCUGUACCUACUUGUCACCCUUUCUGCACAAAAUCUCUUUCCCCCAUGCACGCAGCGCGUUUCUUAAAGUACCCCAACGGGACAGAGUUUCUCUUCGGUUCUUUUUCGUGUUAUGGUUGCUCCACGCAGGGAAACGCGAUGGGAUCUUAACGGAGGAAAGGUGGGAAAAUGGACAAAACUCUCCUUCCCGUCAAAACGGGAAUGAACCGCCCAAAGCUCCGUUCCCCCCGCAGCCCUCGGAACAGCCGCAGUGUGACAGUGAGCGGCGGAGGGCUCUGCACUGUGCCCUGGGUGAGAUCGAUGAGUCCCGAAACGAACGUGAACGGUUUGGUAAAAGAAUAGAAACGAAUCUUGAGCAGUGAGGUGGCUUUGGGAACACCCUGCCUUUCUAACGAUGCGAUAAACGCUUCGCGUGGAGCAAACAACACAAACCCGUUAAAUGCGGAGCGUUUUCUUUUUAAGAAGACCGAGGCGCUUCCCUUCCAAUAGAUGGGAAACGAAGUGCGAGUAAUUCGGGGCUGCGUUCGUUCGCCCCAUCGCUGCCGAACGACACACGGUGCCCAGCGCGUCCCCUCGGGAUGGGGCUGGCUGGGAAGCAGCGGAGGAUCGCAUCCACGUUAGGAGGUGCGAAAUCAGCGCUCGGAUUUGGGAGUUCUGCGAAUUAAACGAUUUCCGUCAUUUUAAGAGUCACGGUUAAAUAUAGUUUUAUAUAUAUUCGUAUAUCUACACCAAGCGAUUUACUUUGAGCGGUGGGAUUCGCACCGCAAUGAUUUUAAACCAUUAUCCGAGGGUGCAGCCGGAGGGUCCUUCCAGCCCCGUAUCGGGGCACCGCACCGAUCCCGCACCGAUCCCGCACCGCUGCCGCUUCAAUCCUCGGCCGCGUCGGCGUCUUCGGGGCCGCGAAUUGCCAUAAGCGGUUCUGUGCGCUCGGCUCGGUGCCGUGCCCAGAGAUGCGGGGCGAAGUGGGGCUGAGAUGGGAUGAAUCUUUGCCGUGUGUCCGAGUUUUGUUUUAUUUUAAAUUAAUCGUGGUGCGACAGCUGCUCUCGGAGUGACGGUGUUUAACACUGCGCUAUGGCAGCGUCCGCUCGCUCGACUGUGGCCCAUUUUCUCCCCACUUCGCUCCCAAUUACCCGUCCCGUUAUUUAUCGCCGUGACACCCAGGGCCUCCUCUGCCCCGGCCUUUAGGAACCGGCACGAAAACGGGAGGGGGGCGCUCGGGACCCCACAGGGGAAGGGAGGGGGGGGGGCUCCCCAAAGCCCUCUCACGGGUUUUAGAGCAUCGUUUUAAAUUGACGGGACUCGGAGCAUGGGGAAGCGUUCCGCUCCUCUCUGUGCUUUGUUUCUUUUCCCGACCAACCACUCUGAGUUCCCCCAUAGGGAUGUGGCCGAGCUCGGGGCCCCUCCGCACCCCGCGGGGCCCUGCUCUGUGCUGUGCUGCCUGGGGCCGAGCGGGGCCGUGCCCGGGGGAGUUGGAGGGGGCGGGCAGGUGGCGGGCGGUGCCAGGAGCGCCCUGCAGGGGAAAGAGUGAGACGAAGGGGAGGGGGAGAAUGGGGGCGCACGGCAGCUUUGGGCCCACGCUCUGUCGGAUAUGUGCCUACCCACUGCCCGCCUUGAGGCCCGUUUGCUUUAUAUGGCAGCGGAUCAAAUGCUACGCCGUAACCUCCCGCUUCCAGGUACUCGCCCGCCCCGGCCCCUUCCUUCCUCCACAGCCCCUCCCGCGCCCUCCCCCGCCCGCCGCAGCCUCCGGGGCCGUAUAAUAGGGCCGCUGCCCGUCGGGCCGGGCCGGGUUGGGGAGGUGCUGCCCGGUGCCGCGCCCCGUGCGUGCGUGCGGCGGAACGGCCGCGGGCCGGCGGCGGCGCUCGGGGCGGUCCCGAGGCACUCGAGGAGCCGGAGCGGGGGGGGGGCGCCGAGCCGGGCCCUGCCCAGGGGUAGGGCGGGGUAGGGGCGAUGGGCAGAGCCCCCGCUGCCCGGCUCCCAGCGGCCGGGGGGCUGCGUUAGGGCCCGGCGGCCGGGCUCGGCUCGGCUCGGCACGGCCCGGGCGGCGGCGAGGAUGCAGCACCCGCUGGAGCUGGGGGCCGCGCACUACUUCCCGGCCGAAGCCUUUCCCGAUCACCGAUCGCACCGCUACCGCAGUUUCAUGAUUGAGGAGAUCCUCACCGAUCCCCCCGACGCCAAAGGAGCGGCGCCGCCCGGGGAGCUGCUCAAGUUUGGGGUGCAGGCGCUGCUGUCGGCGCGACCCUACCACAACCACCUCGCCGUUCUGAAGGCGGAGCCGGCAGCCGUCUUCAAGUUCCCGCUGGCUCCCCUGGGCUGCUCGGGGCUGGGCUCGGCGCUUCUGGCCGCCGGCUCGGGGCUGCAGGGCGGCUCCGCCUCGCCCCACCUCCCGCUGGAGCUGCACCUCCGCGGCAAACUGGAGCCGGGCGGCCCCGAGCAAGGCAACAAAGCCAAGAAAGGCCGCCGCAGCCGCACCGUCUUCACAGAGCUGCAGCUCAUGGGGCUGGAGAAGCGCUUCGAGAAGCAGAAGUACCUCUCGACGCCCGACAGAAUAGACCUGGCCGAAUCACUGGGGCUCAGCCAACUCCAGGUGAAAACCUGGUACCAGAACAGGCGCAUGAAAUGGAAGAAAAUAGUGCUGCAGGGGGGCGGCCUGGAAUCCCCCACCAAACCAAAGGGCCGCCCCAAGAAGAACUCCAUCCCCAGCAGCGAGCAGCUCUCGGAGCAGGAGCGCGCCCGGGACGCCGAGAAACCCCCCGAGAGCCUGGGCUCGCCGGCUGAGGUCAGCCAGGAGGAGUGAGGGCACGGCCCGGCCCCACCGCCGCCGUCCGGGAGCGCGGGGACCCCUAGAGCCGCGCCGGGCCCCGGAGAGCGCUGCCCCGGGCGGGUGGAACCCUGCACGCAGCGGCCCGGGCGGUAGAGGCCGGGGGCGGAGGGUGGUGGGGCCGCGGUCGGAGCACCCAGCGCACAGCUCGACCCCCGGCCCUGAGACCCGCGGUGUGCGGCGGCCUGGGGGGCACCGGGUCCGCCCUCGGCAUUGCUCGCUGCGUGAAACCCUGUGGUGCCCCCAGUUAUUCGAAAACUGCAUUUUAUGAUCGGUUUUUAUUAAUGCGAAGAUAUUUACUUUAUUUCAAUAAAGUAUUUUAUGGACUAUU